This is a messenger RNA of Hymenoscyphus albidus, 9932 nucleotides long. Lineage: Eukaryota; Fungi; Ascomycota; Leotiomycetes; Helotiales; Helotiaceae. The record is from the annotation of a GenBank genome assembly.
GAAAACAAUUGUUUGCUUCUAAUACGCGGGAUACGAACUCAGUUCAUGAAUGCGGUUAAACAAAAACUGUGUGGUGGACUAUUCAUCGUGGAACUUGAGCACUUGUGGAAAAUCCACUCACCUGCACUUGCCCCCAAUAUUUCAAGUCAGUUGACAACAUAAUUCUUCCAGCGAUUUCUCCUUGUCAGACACCAUAAACGCUGUUUAGACUCUCACCACAAACGCGUUCUUGUUCUUUGGACAACAGAUAUCUACGAUGUCUUCUACAGCGACGAUGGUGCAGCCAACGAAAGCCAAUAUUGGCGUAUAUACAGAUCCGGAUCAUAAGUUGUGGAUUGCAGAGGCAGAACCGUCAUUGGAAAGUGUACAAAAGGGAGACAGUUUGAAGCCAGGUGAAGUGACUGUCGGAAUCAAGAGUACUGGUAUCUGUGGGUAAGUCUUGCAAAGGCCACAAGCAUGAGCUCUGCUAACGCUACCAAGGUCCGAUGUCCAUUUCUGGCAUGCCGGAUGUAUUGGCCCCAUGAUUGUGAGAGAUACACACAUUCUAGGACACGAAUCCGCAGGUGUGAUAUUGGCGGUCCAUCCAUCCGUAGAGACUCUCCAAGUUGGAGACCGAGUGGCUGUUGAACCCAACAUCAUCUGCAACGAAUGCGAGCCAUGUCUGACGGGCAGAUACAAUGGAUGCGAGAAGGUUCAAUUCUUAUCCACUCCUCCUGUGCCGGGCCUCCUUCGCAGAUACGUCAACCACCCAGCCGCUUGGUGUCAUAAGAUUGGGGACAUGUCUUUUGAAGAUGGCUCGAUGUUGGAACCGUUGAGUGUCUCGCUCGCUUGUAUGCAGAGGUCUGGCGUUAAAUUGGGAGAUCCCGUUCUCAUCUGCGGUGCCGGACCAAUCGGUCUCAUCACGUUGCUCUGCUGUCAAGCCGCUGGCGCAUGUCCUAUUGUGAUUACCGAUAUCGAUGAGGGACGUUUGGCGUUUGCAAAGAAGAUCGUUCCGUCCGUCACCACGUACAAGGUCGAGAGAAAAUCGCACGAAGACUCUGCAAAGGAGAUGGUGACGGCAUUUGGAGGAAUUGAACCUGCAGUCGCACUCGAAUGUACGGGUGUCGAGAGUAGUGUUUCUGCUGCCAUUUGGGCGGUCAAGUUUGGUGGAAAGGUCUUCGUGAUCGGGGUCGGGAAGAAUGAGAUGAACAUUCCAUUCAUGAGGUUGAGCGUUCGAGAAGUCGACCUACAGUUUCAGUACCGAUACAGCAACACCUGGCCAAGAGCCAUUCGACUGGUACAGAGUGGCAUCAUUGAUAUGAAGAAGUUGGUUACGCAUCGAUUCCAGUUGGAGGAUGCGGUCAAGGCGUUUGAGACGGCGGCCGACCCCAAGACUGGAGCCAUCAAGGUGCAGAUUAAGAGUGAGGAUUGAGGAUUGGGGGGUGUCUCGGUGUGUGGGGGUAUUUGGAGGGGGUAUUGAGGGGGUAUGGUACUAGCGUAGGCGAUGAUGACUAAGCAUGGUACAUUGUGUGAUGUAGAUACCGUGAGGGAGUUGAAUUGAACUAAAUUCGUGAGGUCGAGUGCAGGUGCUGGUGAUGUGACCUUUUGCCGCGUUCCAGGUUCUACAAUUGAGAAGACGCAAGAUUUCCAGGUCUUCCUAGUAUUCUCUUCCCAUACAAACUCAGCUCAGUCAGGAACCGGAGCUUAUCUAGGGCUAGCCUUACGCCUCACCUUCGGCCUGAGGCGUCCACGGAGGUUCGUCGGAAAGUUGCGGGUGGCUUUAGUGAUUACAUAACUUCACACAGUAGCAGCCACGGCCACGCCACGGCCACGGUAGUCCCAGCGUGCCAGCCCAAAAUUGCUGGGGGCCGGUUGGUUGCCGACGAGAGGAAAAGUCUCCAAUUUCUCGCGCCAUCCACGUCCCCACGACCAAGGACCAAGUACCAAUUGCUCGCCCAUCACCCACGACACCAUCCAGAUUCUCCCCUCACACCGGAACUGGAUCUCGGGUCGCACAUAUCACCGCCAUGUCAUUGAAUGCGUCGCGCGCCGUCUUACGGCAAACCACCAAGCUGCCUGGACGAACCGCUCGCCGAUUUGAAUCCACAUCCAGUAAAGCCACCGAGGCAGCCAAAGAGGCUGCAUCCAAAGCAUCUCAGACGGCCGCAGAAUAUACAUCAAAAGCUACCGAGGGUCUGACGAGAGUGGCUUCAUCUGCUGGUCCCGCAAUCAGCAAUGCUGCCAAGGGUUUGGGAAAUGCUCUCGGAAGUGUUGGAGGAAGAACUGGACGAGUGGUGUCUCUUGUUGAGCGUGAGUGCGAUUAUGGGAGCUUCACUUGAAGCUGUGCGCAAGGUUUGGCGUCAAUGGCUGAUUUUGAUGCAAUAGGACAAAUUCCAUCCGUCAUUUACUAUGCACGUGUAGGGUUGGAGCUCUCGAAGCUCGUCUUCCAAGGACAGAAGAUGGCCCCUCCGUAAGUCGAAAGCACCGAAAGGGUUAGAAAAUAAAAUAGAAAUACUUUGCUGACAUGCAAUGCAGACCGAUGUCCACUUUCCAAUCAUACUACCAACGUCUCUUCCAAAACGCACGAACGAACCCAGGCUCCAUAAUCUCACAAGCUCAAAGCUCUAUAAAAUCCGUUAGAAACUUGAGUACCGGUCAAUGGGCAGCUGGUGGUGUUAUUUUCGCAGAAGUUUUAGGGUUCUUUACGGUUGGAGAGAUGAUUGGUAGAAUGAAGUUGGUGGGUUAUAGAGGUGAUACCGGUGCUCAUCAUUAAGUACUCGGUUAGGGGUUUUCACGGAUGAUGGGGAAUGGACGAUAGACGACAGGAAAUGAAUGGCUUUGAAUUCUCGGCAAGGAUAGCUGAGAAUUGGGACGCCAUUUGUUGUUCUAUUUGCACAUAGCUGCAACACCUUUUUCCUUUGUAACUCUGUACAUCAGGAACCAAUAAACAGCAUAAUGGUGGAUUAGAAUUACGGUCCCUGGGUUUUGUUUUCUUCUUCCAAAAAUGGGGAUUGACAUGUACGAUGAAAUAGAAUUGGUUUAUUGCUUAUCGGUCAGGUUCACUUUGUCUUCCAGUCAAUGCCUUAUCCAUAUUGUAUACUGACGAUUAGUGCCCAUUCAGGGAAUCCGUUCUACGCACCAAGGUUCAAAGUUGGGAUGAUAGAAGCUUAUCACUACUGGUAGAUUUUUACGUCGGAUGGUUCAAAACUCCAUCCUUGCUUAGCAUGUGUGAUGCAUUGCUAGAAGCGUUUUGCAGCAUUGGCAUCCUUGCAAGUCGCAGUCAUCUCGCCACCCCGCACUCUUCCCCUCUCUCAACCACAUCCAAAAAGAGAAAAGAAGUACAUGAGGUACAUGGGACUUCAAUGAAGCUACAGCUGCCUUAGCUACGGCUACCCGUACCCUAAGCAUCUUCAAGUUAAAGGUAACGUCGUUUCCUACUUGCAGCUCGCUUGUAUUGUGCAGAGUCACUUGGCACGCAGUGACAUCAUGUAACAUACAACACGACGAUGUACAAUGCAAGAACUGCUGUUUUCUCAACACAUCGAGAGAUGAACAUGCGAGGUUCGCAUCCGCAUCUCUUGAUAAUCUGGCCAUUGACGGGUCUGAUUUUCGUGAUGAGCCUGUCAAGUAUUUGGUCCAUGGAUUCACUUAAGUCGCCAUGCUGCUGCAUCCGUCUAGAUUCCUUCCUCUCUCCCCCUUUCGACUCGCUUCUUACUGCUACGAUGAAAAUUCUAAAUCACAUUCAAACUUCACUCUUAGCGGUCCUGUAUAUAACCACCUCAGCGCAGAAAGUCAUAGAUCUAAGUACCUCACAGUGGACACUCUCAAGUCCCUCAUAUAAUAUCUCCGUCCCUGGAAGUGUACCCUCACAAGUCCAUCUUGACCUCUACCGCGAGGGGAUAAUUCCAGAUCCCUAUUACGGACUUGGGGAUUUUGAAUUAAGAUGGGUGACUUAUUCAAAUUGGACAUAUGAGACGACAAUCUCAGGACUGUGAGUUGGCCUCUAUACGUAAUUGAUAUUUUUGAAUAUAAUGCUAACAACGUGAUAUAGAUAUAAAAACACCCCAACCUACCUCCUCUUCAACGGCCUCGACACCUUCACAUCCAUCUCAUUCUGCACCCACCACCUCGCCUCAACCAACAACCAAUUCCGUCAAUACCACUUCGACAUCACGCCUCUCCUCUCAUCAUGUCCCUCCGAGCCCAAACUGCAAAUCAACUUCGGCUCCACCAUCAACAUCACCGCCGACAUCGCCGCCGAACCCGGCCAGGAAACCUGGCCCUGGACCGUGGAAGGCCUCUUUGAAUUCCCCAACCGCCAGUUUGUGCGUAAGGAACAGAGUGAUUUUGGCUGGGACUGGGGACCGGCUUUUGCGCCUGCGGGGAUCUGGCAGCCUGCUUGGGUGGUGCAGAUUCCGAGGGGGAAGGCGCAUGUUAGGAAUGUGUUGGUGGAUGUGUAUAAGGUGGGACAGUUGAAUAAUUUACCGCCGGAUCAGGGGGCGGAUUGGGUUAUCCAUGCGAGUCUGGAUUUUCUCGGGGAGUUGUCUGAAACUGCUCGGUUGGAAAUCGAGAUCUUAGAUUCUAAAAAUCAGACCGUGGCUCAGGGUGCUUUGCAAAACAUCACAACAGCAGAGGGGAGGAUUGAAGGGAGUGUUAUGGUGGAUGCGGGUGCUUGUGAUCUAUGGUGGCCUACCGGUCUUGGUCCUCAGAAUCUUUAUUAUUUCAAGAUUAGUGUUGUGGAUGGGGAAAGGAUCCUGGCCAGUGUGGUGAAGAGAAGUGGGUUUAGGACGAUUGUUCUGAAUAUGACGCCGGUUUCUGAGGAACAGAUGGAGGAGGGGGUUGCGCCGGGGAAUAAUUGGCAUUUUGAGAUUAAUGGACGGGAGUUUUUUGCGAAGGGGUCGAAUUUUGUGGGUUGGAUUCUAUUUUCCCUUCUUGCUGUCGUUUUGGAUUUUUUUGGGUGUAUUCCUUCAACCGAAAAUGUCUAGUUUGUUUUAGGCGGUACUAACAUGUUUACAGAUCCCCCCUGAUGCUUUCUGGCCUCGCGUAACGCAAACGAAAAUGGAACAACUAUUCCAAACAGUAGUCGACGGAAAUCAGAACAUGCUUCGAGUCUGGGCCAGCGGUGCAUACCUACCAGACUUCAUCUACGACAUAGCCGACGAAAAGGGGGUUCUCCUCUGGAGCGAGUUCCAAUUCGGAGACGCUCUCUACCCAGUCCAUCCCGAAUUCCUAGAAAAUGUACGAGAAGAAGCAAACUACAACGUGCGGCGAGUGAACCAUCACCCCUCUCUCGCUCUCUGGGCAGGCGGCAAUGAGUUAGAGAACUUGGAACUGCCCGUCGCUGAAGCACUAGAUCCCGGAAAUGAUCGGUAUAAAAAGGAGUAUGAACAGCUGUUCCUUGACGUGCUUCUCCCAGCUGUUUACGGGAAUACGAAAUCGAUAUCUUAUAUCCCCAGUAGUACCACCAAUGGGUACUUGACACUUAACUUCAGCCUUCCAAUCCCCAUGAUCCAGCGGUAUGAGAAUAAAACUGAAGGGUCUAUAUACGGCGACACAGAUCACUACAACUACAACUCCGCGGUGGCUUUCAACCUAUCAACCUACCCCAUCGGACGCUUCGCCAACGAAUUCGGCUUCCACUCCAUGCCCAGUCUCCAAACAUGGCGACAGGCACUUCCAGAAGACCAGCUCUCUUUCAACUCCUCCAUUAUCAUGCUGCGGAACCAUCAUUAUCCCGCCGGCGGGCCUUUUACCGAUAACUUCGCCAACUCCAGCAAAGGCCAGGCGGAAAUGACACUAGCUGUCGAACGACACUAUCCCGUCCCUCAACUCUCCGAUCCCAUCGCCAACUUCUCCGCGUGGUGUCACACGACGCAGAUCUUCCAAGCGGCCUUUUACCGCUCGCAGAUUGCGUUUUAUCGCCGGGGGAGUGGGAGACCGGAGAGGAAUCUAGGGAGUCUGUACUGGCAACUUGAGGAUAUCUGGCAGGCUCCUACGUGGGCGGGUGUGGAGUAUGAUGGGCGGUGGAAGGUAUUACAUUACAUCGCGCAAGACAUCUACAAACCCGUUAUCGUAGCGACGUAUUGGGAUUACGAGACGGGUGACUUAACGGGGUCUGUGUGUUCUGAUCUUUGGUCUGCUGCUAAAGGGACGGUUACACUUGCUUGGUAUGAUUAUAAUGGGACUUUACUCGCGCCCGCAACGGAUAUGCCAUUCGAAGUCGGGGCUUUGAAUACCACGCAAAUCCUACAAACUAACACCAAUGAAAUACCCUACAACCUCACAACCUCCCUCCUCAAACUGAACAUCACCGCUACAGGCUCCCUCCCAAAUACCCCACCUAACCAAACAACACAAUUCCACCACGAAUCCAUCUUCCACGCCCUCUCCCUCGCUACCGUCACCCUCCAAGACCCGGGACUAGUAUUGGAAUACGAUGAGGCAACGGAAGAGUUUGUAGUGAUGGCUACGAAAGCCGUUGCGGCGUGGGUGUGGAUUGAUGUUCCCGAGGGAACGCUGGCGUGGUUUGGGAGUAAUGGGUUUUGGCUGUUGAAAGGGGAAGCGAGGAGGGUUGGUUUUCGGUUGUGGAAAGGGGAGGAGGGGUGGUGGGGGGAUGUGGGGGUGAGGAGUUUGUGGGAUAAUUUGGGGGUAGGGGGCUAGGUUAGAGAAGGGGAAGGGAUAUUAAGCUACUCGAGUAAAGAGUUGGUGGAAAUAAUGAAUAGUGUUUUUAGCCGUAGCUAAAGCGAUAGCUGGUGGUAGCUGGUGGUAGCUGGUGGUAGUGGUGGUAGUCAUCGAAAUAUAGAGAUAAGCGAUCGGACUUUAGAUACGGCCGUGGGCUCAACUCCGAGGAUCACCCGUUCAGCCCCAACCUUUUUUCAUCCCAAGUACUGGUAGGAGCACUACCUAGGUAGAGUGCCUCGAGUACCUCCGUAAGAUAUUCCAACUCAUCUGCGCCAACCACCUCCACCCUCCCUCCCAAUUUCGGCAAGAACGAUGCCAUGAAUUUCAUCGUUCAGGGCCCGUCCCCUUGGCUCCAUCUUCGAUAUCUUCGAUACACCCGCACGAUCCUACCUAUACCCACGCUCGCCACGCACACUCGCGCCAUCCACAUCUGGUACGCUGCUAGCUUAAAAGCGCAGAGAAAUAUCGACACGAACCGCAAAAUCCUCAACUACAAUCUCUUUAAAGAGUAUGCGGAUCCCAAAGAGGUCCAACUUGGCCUGUGGACCAAGGAGGAACCUGGGUCACGACCGGGUGUGUCAUGGCUGUCGCUGGCAGAUGUGCUACAGCAGCACUUGGGGCCCGGCAAAAUUCUCGUGCCCAAAUCCUAUGUCGACGAGAAUGUCAAAAACGAACGCCCGGGGGUGGCCCACUAUUACAUCAAAAACCUGAAGAUGACGACUUACAGAAAGAUCAAGCGGCACGACAGAGGCACCGGAUCGAAAGAAAUACGGAUCAACCAUGGGGCAUCGACGUCAUACAGGGAAAACUUGAUGUCGAGGGCAUGGCACUUUGCGAGUGAGCAUAUCCCCGUGGAAUUCCAUGUAGGGUUCAGCGAUGGGAAGAAGGCGAGAAAGGUUGCUCGCCCUGGCGAGAAAGGGUUUGUGGAGACGAUGAAUGAUCCCAAUGAGUUACAUCUACGACCUGAUGUGACAUUGAGGACGCUCCCGGAAACCGCAUACAUGGCCCUACCGCCUUCUUCUGAUGGCCGGACGGAGGUUUGCUGGGUGGUCCGUACACUACAGCCAGGGGAAACUUACAGGUCGAAACUAAAGCUGAUCCGCCACAAAACCGAGUUCAUGGAGCACAAGCGCUUAGAGGUAGAGAUAGGGGCGGAGGCAGAGAUGCCACCGAAAGAAGAACGGUCCAAAGUAUGGGGCGGAUGGCGUAGCAUACUAAAGCCCCCAGAGGCAGAGCGAGGGGAGAUAGCACCGAAAGGAGAAUGGUCCAAAGUAUGGUUCCGAUGGCGUAGCAUACGAAAGCACCCACACCUAGAGGAAGAGACAGGGGCGGCAGCAGAGGCAGAGGCAGAGGCAGAGCGAGGGGGUAUGGCACUGAAAGAAGAACAGACCAAAGGAAGGGAACGAUCACGUAGAUUACUAAAGCACCUAGAGGAAGAGAUAGGGGCGGCAGUAGAGCCAGAGCCAGAUGCAGAGCCAGAGCCAGAGCGAGGGGAGAUAGCACCGAAAGAAGAACAGACCAAAGUAAGGGGCCGAUUGAAAGUUACGGAAGGCUAUCAAUCUUUUCUGCGAGGACGAGACGCCAUGUAUAAGCGACUCGACAGGCAAUUUCCCCUCAUAUGCCCAAUAGUCAGACGUCUUGCACCUCCGCACGCACCAUCAGAACAACUUUUAAAGUUGGCCCACUUGAUUUCUUACAAACUCCCGCAUGUUAGGAAACUUGCUAUAGAGGACCCAUCAGUCUACGAAGAAAUUUGUGCCACCAUGCGACUUGAAGAAACGAAGGAUGAAGUCCAAGCUCGUAUCCAGGAGCUGCUGCUGAAACUGGGACAGGGUGACGAACCCGCUGUUGAGCCCCUUCAGCGUUCGUCGAAGGUUCGACCUCCCAAUGCUCCAUUAACGCAUCCACUUCUUCUUGGAACAAAAACCUUCGAUCCAAAAGAACGUUAUUGUUUUCGAUGUGGCGAGGUGCCGUGUACUCGGGAGCAUUCAAAAUACUGUAAUGCACCACCUGACAAGUGGCUUUCGAAGUGGGAGUCCGAUAUGCUAUACGGUGAGGUUCUGAGAAAAAGAGGACCUUCACCUCACGGAACUGACAAGAAGAGUGAUACGAAAAAGACGUUGGUUAGUUCAGUCGAGGAAGCCACACAGUCCUUCCAAACUCGUCCUGCGAAUUGGCGCAGAAUAGAUGGUACGAUCGACAUUGAUGCUUUCAGAGACAGUCUUCAGGAAGAAUCAUCAUCUGCGGAGUCUUCUGAGAUGGAUACAUCUGAUUAUGGCCCGGGACCCGACUUUCCCUUGGACGGCGUUGUGCGGCGAGUUGGAAAUAUUCAACCUUACCAAAGCCCAAUAAAGGAGAAAUCCCAAACCUAUCAACAGGACUACAAUCCUGUGCAUAGAUUUAAUCUAGAAAACUCAUGGCCAAGUGAAGACGUCAACGGGCAAGACUCGCCUUUGGGUGAAGAAUCCAAGAAGAUCCAAACAGUUGCCCCCUCCAAGGAAACCAUUGAAGAACAUACACGUCGUGAUAGUUCAGCAAAAGAGAAACAAUAUGAGUCUCAAGCAAAGCCUUCAAUUAGAGGAACAAACCACAUAACCCCAGCUUGGGCCGUCAAGGAACCGGGAAUCAUCCGCACCCACAUGGUAGGAGAACUUGACACUGUCCCAGCCGCAGACACAGCAGAACCACUUAUGGACCCUUUUGCUGCUAAAAAGGCAGAACGUCUCCAUCGAGAGUUUCAUACGAGAGCACGUAUGCUUCGACGCGAAGCUACCGAGUUGGAGAGAAAAACGCAGGAGCAGUUGGCGGAAGCGGAGAAGGAGAAUGAGCGUUUGAAGAAGAAAUUUGAGGCGAUGCAAGUUGAGGCGGUACAAGGUCCUUCCGAGCGUUUGAAAACACUUCCUUCCAACGUUGUGAGGUUUAUUUCGGAUCCAUGUUUCACGAAGCAAGAAUUAAAAAUGAUGGAGGCACCGGAAAGGCUCGCUGCACUUAGGAGGGAGAAUGGACUAUUUCAACGGACGCUUGUUAGAUAUCACCAGUCGAAGGAUGCCAUUCCAGGUGCGCUAGCGUUUACGGGUCUAGGGGAUAUCAAGAAAGCAAUCCGGAAACCUUUCAAGAUGUUUAAGAAAGGAGCCAAAGGAGGACGUAUGGAAAUUAAGAGAGGAUCCAGAGAAGGACGUACAAAAGUUAAGAUAGGAACCGAAAAAGGAGGUUCAGAAAGGCCUGUUUGGCUCCAAAAGUGGAUGAAGCGAAUCGGCGUGGAUGAAUAUUAA